AUGUCUGGCUACGGGCGGUAUAGAUCGCUCCGGGCACCGCCACCACCACCGCAUGAGAGCUUGCGCCGCCGCAUCGCCUCUUGGGCGGGUCAGGAGGAUCGGCCUCCCGUCGACUGGUUCCCCACCGGGCAUCACCACCAUCAUGGCGUCGGCGGCGUCGUCGGCGGCGGCCACGGGGGUCGAGCGGACUCGUCCGACACGGCGAGCAUGUCAUCGCGGGGGCGGUGCGACUCCGGCGGUUCGACGCCAGGGGAGAGCAGCGGGAGCUUCGGUGAGGGAGCCGGAGGCGGGGGCAGCACGACAACAACAACAAGCGCACCGCCCGGCGGCGGCGGCGGCGGCGGCGGCAAGCGCAGCCGGAAACGGGACUGGUUCAAAGUCCUUCUCGCCGCGCGCAACCUGGCGACGUGCGUGUACGCGGUGAGCUACACCACCACCAUGCCGGUGCUUCCCUUCAUGGCGAACCGGCUCAUCUACCCGCGAGGCCCCGACGGCGCUGGCGACCCCGGGUCGGAAGGGGUGCGGGAGGCCUGGAGGGGGAUGGCCUACGGCCUGGUCAUGUCGGGCUACUACUUGACCAAGAUGAUCUCCGCGCCGUGGAUAGGGUUCCUGAGCGACAGGAUGGGGCGGCGGCAGGCGCUGGUCGUGACGCUUCUCGGGGGAGCGCUGUCCUUCCUGGUGACGAAGCUGUGGGGGCAGUACAGCAUCCACGGGCUCAUCAUGUGCCGGCUGCUGAUGGGGUGCUUCGCGGCGAACGGCGCUCUAAUGCACGCCUACAUCAGGGAUACGGUACCGCCAGAGUGGCAAUCGUCCGCGUUUUCGCAGCACUCGGCGUCGUGGGGUUGCGCUUACCUGGCGGCGCCGGCGCUGAUCGCGUGGGCGGGUGACAGCGCGGACGCUAUCCUGACGGUGGCGACGAUGACCAUGAUCAUCUCCGCGGCGAUAGUGGAGAUUACGUUCGUGGACACGCGACCGGAGGGCUGCCGCACGCAGCGGAUGAGCCGCGUCGUGAGCGAUUACCUGCUGGAGGGGGCCAGCAACCUGGCCGAGGUGGCUAUCGAGGGCGCUAGGGAUCUUGCGGAGGUUGGCAAGAAGGUGAGCGGCGUAAACCUGGCCGAGUACUUCAACGGCGGGAGAGAAAGAGACACACCGUCGCUGUCGUUGCCGCCGCCGCCACCGCCUCCCGCCGUCGGCGGCGGCGGCCUGGGUUUGCGACAGAGCAGCGGCACGGCGGCAGGAGGGGUCGUUGAUCUCGGGGGUUCCGGGGGGGGGGAAGGGUUGCGGCAUCGAAACGUGGGAGGCGGCGGGUCGGGCUCAAUAGGAGUCGAUGCCCAGACGAACGGGUUUGGUGGGAGAGGAGCGGCGGACGGGGGGGCGGGGGCUCGCUUAGACGUUCCCGUAGAGGCAUCCGCCGGGGUUUGCGGGGUCGGAGAGCUACCGGCGGCUGGCGGGGCGAAGGGCAAAGGGGCCGGCGAAGGGAGAAAAAUCCUCGCCGAGGGGAUGUCGGCCAGCGCGCUGGUGGGCGUGUUCAAGGGCAUGAUGAAGGAACGGCUGGUUCUCGUGACCUUCGUGCUGCAGGCGGUUAGGCCGGCGCAGGACCUCGCGCCGCUGGUGGCGCUCAAAUUCUCCGGGGGCGCCUCGGUCCUCGCGGGCAUCACGAGCUCCCGGUCCCUCUGCCGCGUGCUGGUGCCGAUGACCCCGCUCAUCCCGUGGCUCGUGAGGCUCGCGGGGGGAUCGUCGAGCGCGGGCGCCGCGGCAAAGAUGGGAGGCGACCGCGCCGUGGCGGCCUUUAUGUGCGUGCUCAUGGCGGGGCUCGUUGCCUGCGUCCCCGCGGUGGGGACCCUUCGGGAGUUGCACCACCUGAUGGCGUUCAAGGGGCUGUGCUACAUCGUCCGGGAGUCGACGGCGGGGGCGGUGAUGGCGAGGGCCGCGGGGACGGCGAGCGUGGGCGCAUUCUUCGGCUGGCAGCACUGCAUAAAGGGGAUCCAGGGUACGUUCUCGCACUUCUUGACCGGGUGGCUGUCGGGGUACUCGAUCUCCCUGCCGUACUACGUGGUGGGGAUCUGCGACUUGUUGUACGCGUUUACCUACUUGUAUAUCUAGAAUUUUUGUUUUUUUGGUCGCCUGUGUUUUUUUUUUUGUCUUGAAAAAAUUGAACACGGAGGCUGCUCGCUUUCAGACCUGAGAAGAUGAAGACUCGGAGGCUUGAUUGGUUUACCCGUCGUCUGGCGUGUGCUUUCGGUAUCACCCCGUAGCCAAGGCAUGGAUGCGUUACCCCCGGAGUAAAAUAUGCCACCGCACACAGUAGCAUUAUUAGAGAAGCCCAUCAGUGUCAGAAGAACGCAGGUGGGGGGGGCGGGUUAGAGGAUGUGGGCGAUGCCGGUGUGACUUCCCCCGCGCUCACGGCAUUUUUUGGAGUGUGAUGGACAUGGCCGAACGGAGAGCACUGGAUGCCUUGAUUGACCUCUGCUACUGUAUCGUUGUCGUGGUCGGUGUUGUGUGGUGGUUGCGUUCUUGUCGGUGUGAAAAAACACGUAUUUUCAUUCAUUCACCACCUGUGAUAGCCAGCUCGGCGCGCCAAGCGAUUGUGGCGGCGGUGACUUGCUUGGCAACGCGAGCUUUGAUUCUUGCUUACCCCCCCCCCCCUCGCAAACGAUCGGUAUCUUCGCACCCCCUGUAGAUACAAAAAGAAUUUUACUUAUUUCGUUUCGACAAGACACCAAGCACACGAAGUGAAUGGACUGCUGUUGUCGUUGAUCAGCGGCUGCGGCGGGAGUUUUUUUUCUUUUUCUUUUUUGUGUUAGCCUGGGAUACGCUUUGGGGGGUGGGGAUAGCUCUCGUGGGUAGGGCUUGGUUGGUUGCUGCUGCGGCCGCAGCGUGCGUCAUCCAAGCGCUGCAGGCGUGUCAUGUUUCUGGGACUCUCCUUGUUUAAGUUUUGCCGCCUGGGUGUUGGAACGUCCCAGCGUGACGACGAUGCACAAGUCGGCCCAAAGAACCAAGUACGUACGUGUGUGUCCUACGGAGGGUGAGGUCAUAUGGUGUGUCCUGCAGGACGACAAAUCUUGAGCAGAAGGACUUUGAUGUUGGUGUCGAAGGGGGUCUGUCUGCCGGUUGUUGCUGUUGUAGUGCCCUUGUACCGCGGCGGGGGGGGGGGUUGUGUUUUCCCUUGUAUUUCUGGACUCGCUCUCAUCCUAGCGAACGAAGGAUAGGAAGUCAUCGUGGUCAUGGUGUGGUUGUUUCGACGUUUCGCACAGCGAGCGUGCCGCAGCCAUUCUCACCACCACCACCACCGAAGGGUUAUUGGUGGUGGGUGGUGUGGUACCCGUUUUGUUUGGUGCUUAUUUUUGUCUGUGUCGAUCAAACGAGGAGAAGGGUCGGGGGUCAGGGCGCGCGUAUGAAAAGCAUGACUUCGCUUCGGAAAUAAUUGCACCAGAGACCACGCACUUAACGCUACUAACAUGUACCAUAUAUAUGUGGCGUGUUAUGCAUAUGCAUAGACUAUUUUAUGCGUGGAUUGAACGAUCGACAUCUGUGCCUGUGUGCCGACCUUGGUUGAAUGGUCCACGUGUUGCCGUUUCCGUAAAUAUUGAGAGCAGCAGGUGGGUGGUGUGGUGUGGUUGGUGUGUGACGUAGACAAUGUUAAGGAGAUGCGGUGCGUGUUCGGGGUUCAGAUUUGCACGUCAGAAGAUGUGACGGAGUAGUUUAUUCCGGCUGUUUUAUGAUGCAAGGAGAGAUCAUUAAGGGCCCACGACAAGAGAGCGAGAACGAACAAGCCUUGUCGUAAAACAAUCAACCGUAGGAUGUCUAUGCAUACGUGCAUACGUACGCUUUCGCAGGUUGAUUGCUUGUUGCCUGUACCCCUCCUGUUCGAUCGGGGGCUUGCAAUUUACUAGCUGGAUAUGACAGGAGAGAGGUGUCGCA
Ectocarpus siliculosus is the source of this 3921-nucleotide messenger RNA. The record is from the annotation of a GenBank genome assembly. Lineage: Eukaryota; Phaeophyceae; Ectocarpales; Ectocarpaceae.